This is a messenger RNA of Metopolophium dirhodum (rose-grain aphid), 4162 nucleotides long. RefSeq lists its product as uncharacterized. The record is from RefSeq and is a predicted model, not a curated record. Lineage: Eukaryota; Metazoa; Arthropoda; Insecta; Hemiptera; Aphididae. The transcript has 9 exons. The coding region runs from base 3595 to 4065 and encodes 156 amino acids. Gene Ontology annotation, molecular function: protein binding.
UUUAUAAAUUUACGAGUAAAAUGCGGAAAUGAUAAUUAUUAAUUACAUAAUAUUAUGUCAUAUCUUAUAAAACAAAUGUAUGGAAUUUAAAAAUGUUAUUUCAUUACGAAGAUAUGAAAAAUGAUACGAGGUCUAAGAUAUUUUGAUUCAAAUUAUUAUUUAUAACAUAUUAGAUAAUGGUGGUGGGGUUCUGGGAGGCGAGUAGGAUCGAGUCUCAUAAUAUAAAUACGGUCUUCAUACCAAAUAGUUUUUGUUGGACGAGCAUUCUUCCUCUGUGAUCGUCACUGCAAUUUUCAGGCUAUUGUGAAUCAGAAUUCGGACGACCAUCGACCCUACAGCCUACUGUAGUUAUAACAAAAAUAAUUAAAAAUUCACAAUCAACCGGUACCCAGCAGUUCGUUAAAUUUUUAACCAGCACGGAGCGAGAAGACAAAAUAAUAGGUACGUUUAUAAAAAUUAUACUCAUGUAAUAUGUCAAAGACCACGAUUUUUCAUGAAAUUAUUAUGACACUUAGUGCCUUAGUUCCGUAAAAUGAACCGUAGAUGCUAUUAUUGUAUCUACAUAAUAACGGCUACAGGCUUCCAUAUGGUCGUCCGAAUUUUGAUUUACAAUAGCCUGAAAAUUGCAGUGCGACCACAGAGGAAAAAUAGGCUUCGGCAAUCACCGCGGUAUCCGAGACUAUUUGGGCAUGAACUGCAAUGUUGGAUAAGAGCAGUUAACUAAAUAUCAAGUAAAGUACAAGGAAAUAUGUCGUCAAAUGACUAAAAAAUUGAACUUUUAUCGUCCAGAUAACGCUCAUUACAAUCGCAUUAUUAUAGAUGGGUGAAUAAAUGCCGCUGAUAUGUACCUAUGUGUAAAAUUAUAUUUAAAUGUCCGUCAGCCUAUAUAUUAUUAUUAGUCGUGUGGUGGUCAUGCAACAGGUCACCGCAAAUAUCGCACACCGACUCUCCGUUCAGCCCGAGCCAGACGAGACCAGCUGAAGACCCGACAGUGCCGUACUAACCGACUACCGGCAACCGCCGCAACAGCAGUAGACCCACCGCCACCGACCAGCUGCACCACUAUCUCGAGUACCCGAAGAGUGACUGCAUGUUCUGCGGCGGCGAAGGUAUCUUACCGCCCCGGCGGCAACUGCAGCCGCCGAUUCAUGUCGAACCAUGUCGCUGGUUUUGCUGUUGGCCGGUUUCCAUGUACACGUUCGUUUGCUACAGGUGGUCUCAACUAUACCUGCCCGUCAUUCUCCGGAAGCGGUGGAGUCAUUCCGACUCCGAUGUUUCUAUGUGGUUCGAAGCGGCCAAAGUCAAACACUGACACUGCAGCGGCAAAGCAAAACAAAAAAAAAAAUUGUGUCACACAUAGAAAGAAUAAAUAUAUUUUAAAUAUUAUUUGAUUUCUAGUAAAUACUAAUAUAAUUAACGUUCAAUGAACAUUUUAAGUCUCUAAAAGUUACUCAUUUUCAAAUUAAAAAAAAAACUUGUUAUACUAUAUCGCCGGUUGGGCGAUGUGGCGACGACGUCGGGUUCACGUGUGUUAGCACUUGUGCUUGGAGAUCGUUUCCCCGUGCUGGCGGACGGCAUACGGGUAUUGCGGACACGUCUUGAACGGUCUUCUCAGGUGUGUGUACAUUUGGGCCUGAUCAGUUCGUCUAACCGCGAGAACAAUUUUCCGAUUGACGCCCGUGUACCUAGUGAGCAUUAAUUCUUUGCACCCGAAUGACCAUGCAGUUGCAUACCUCGCACUGGUACGCCUUGGCUGACGUCUUCAUGGUCAAGCCAAGGAAAUUUGUGUGGUGGGCGUCGGUACGUGUAUACCAUGGACCCGGUAAACAUGUCUUCGUGGACAGGUCGAGUGGCGAGUCUUGGGGCGGUUGUUCGAACGUGUAAGAUAUGGAACCGGCCAACAGCAAUACCAUUGACAUGGGAGUGAUGGUCGGCUGUUUCGGGUGCUGCUCCUGCUCCUGCUAUACGGUGGGUGAGUUAGCAUCGACGCAGUGGUUGCCGGGGCGGUGAGGGACCUAACCACACCAGUGGCGCCUGCAACAGCCACCCGUCAAGCCCAUGUCACUGGCAUUGCUGAUGGGCGGUUCCAUAUUGUACACGUUCGAACAACCACCCCGAGACUCGUCACUCGACCUAUCCGCUUGUGGAGGUCGGAAAGCCGUCCGGUACAACCUGGAAGUACCGCUCGUGGUCGAGGACAUGCCCGUCGGCUCGGCCAAGGCGUAUAUACCCGUGUGAGGCGUACAACUGGUCGUUCGCGCGCAGAGAGAUAAAGAGUGUGGAAAAUCGCGUUCACGGUCCGACGACCCAAUCAGACACCAGCGGCGGACACACACCGGAGAAAAUCAUUCGGGUGUCCGCAAUGCCCGUACGCCGCGUGCCGCCGGCACACGAUCUUCAAGCACGCAUGCGUGCAAGCACUAUAUCACAUGAACCCGUAGGUCGAACUGGGCCGAUAAUAAUAUAACAAGAUUAUUUUAUUGUUAACUCGAAAAUGAGUGACUGUACUUUACUUAGCUAGACAUAAUAUAUAGUAAAAAUAUUAUCAAAUCAUUGUAAAACCAUUGUAAAAUGAAUAGUAAUAUUAUAGUAAACUUUACCGAAAUAUUGCCAAAUAAUUUCAAAACAUUACAGAAACGUUCUUCACAAACUUUUUUUGGCCACAUAAUUAAGGAUAGGCACGUAAUUUUUUGCUUGUGAACGUGCCUGAUUAAGGUUAUUAUAAACUUAUAUUAGUAAUGCUAUAACAUCAUUAUCUAAAUUAAAUCAAUUUAAUAUUAUAUUAAGUAAAACUAUAUUAUGAUAAUAUUAUUGGAUAUAAUUAUUAAUACAUUAUUAAAACUAUACAACCGUUGCAUUCAAACCGAACAUUUUUAUAGAUUUCGGGAGUGUAAGAAUGAUGUAAUGUCAAUAGAUAUUAAAUAAUACAUUAUUGACUGAUACAAUUAUGUAUAAAUCAGGAUUUUCUACUUAAAGGAUUGAAUACUAAUAUAUAUCUAUUAUAACUAUUAUUUUUCUAGAAACCAACUACACUUUUUUCAUUUCAGAAAAUGUUAAUUAUAAAUGCAUAUUCUGAUUAUUAUUUGUGACUGUGAGUAAAAUGUUUCAAAUAUUUUCAAAUGUAAAUGAGCGAGGAUUGUUAAAAGGUAUCAAUACAUUUUGUGAUAAAGCGUCAAAUAAUAUUUAAUCAUUUUAGGGCCGUUCUUACAAUGUCUGGUACUCUGGUAAAAGUUAACCAACACUUUACCGGACAUUGUAAGAACGGCCGUUAGUCGAUUUUUUUUCUAAUUCCUUAAAAUAUCAUGCAGUACUUAUCUAACGUGUAGAUACUUUACGAUUGUUUUUUUUAUAUAGCUUAAGAAAGUUCAACCACCACUAUACGGGACUCAAGCAGCGCGACCGGGUUGACUCUCCCACCGAGCCGGUAAGACAAACGGUCGGCGGAAAAAGCCGGUCGGAGAUUCGAGAUCCAUCAUCGGACCGUCGGAUGUUAUAUAAAACAAAAUAAUUGUAUCUUUAGAAACCGGCAUUCUGUGUGACAGAAAACUUGGAAGACGACAAGCUGUAUCAUCUAGACCAGAUAUCAAUUAUGAAAUGUAUAAUUGCUCAAAUGGAGAACCUAUCUUAUGGACUUCACAUUGUGAUGGUUUUGAGGAUUGUUCAGAUGGUUCAGAUGAGACCAAAGAGUUGUGUGCUCUAUACGAGUUUGAAACAAAUAUGAACAUGGAUUGUGGUAGAGUACGUAAUAAUAUGAAAAAUCAAGUAACACCUGAUGUAGCUCAUCAAUCAAUUACUGAAUUAGCACCUUGGACAGUUGGUGUGUAUGGAACGAUGGAAAAAUCCAAAUUUCUUUUUCUUCAACCUGGAUCGAUAAUUGCUCCAAAUAUAGUUAUUACUUGGGGUUUUGAUUUCGUGCAUAGAUACGGUAUAAAAUCUAAGCAAUUUCCAAUAAACGAUGGUCGAUUCAAAGUUGGUUCUAUAAUAGACUUUAUGGUAACAAUGAUUUACUUGACUGUGAAGGAUAUAUUGGUCAUAUUGGUAUCGAUGAUGCGUUCCAAACUAUAGCAGUUAUUGUGUUAGCAAACAAACUUCCAUUAAGUAAUGGAUUUACGCCUAUUUGUAUCGAUUGAUUUAGUAAAUAUGAUAUACGGAAGGGAAUCGA